UGCAUUUUAGUUCUUCAACAAGCGGGGUUCCGUAGUGACUGCGCUCCACCAGAAGUCAUAGUAAAUGGAUCCGUUUUACCUGGCGGAGGAGGAACAAACUUUAGAGGAGUGCACGAAGUCCAGUUUCUUGGGAUCAUCGGCCCAUUAGCACAGAAGCGCGUGUGCAAAAUUAAGUGCUUUAACGGAGUCUGGAUAGGACCACUCUGUACAAUUCAAGAAGGCGGAGACCGUUUUCAACCUAUCUUGCAUCAGUGUUCUUUGCGAGUAACAGACGCUGAAGUAGUGGUCAGUUAUGAAGGGAAAAUAUUGACCAUUGAUCGAGAGAUGACUCUUCCUCACGGCAGUAAAUUGGAAAUUAGAUGUUCUGAAGUAGGCAUGUUUAAAUUCGUUGGUCAGAGGAAUUUGACAUGCUCGAAUGGCCAGUGGAGUUCUGCGUUUCCCAGCUGUGUAGCCACAACUUUACAGCGAAAUUUCUCAGAACAAGCUCCACCCACAAUAAUAUACAAUGUAGUGACUGGAGACGCUGACAUAACUGAGACAGGGGAAGUGGUCGUUCUUCCAGGUAGCAUCGUCCAUCUCAACUGUCUGUUUCAACGAGAACAUGGUAAUCCUGAAUGGACAUGGUCAUCCACCCAAAGGCAGUAUCCUUGCGGAUGGUCCGUAUCAGCUGAAGACAGAAGCUGGAAGUAUCGACUUUCUAUCUAUUAUGCUAAAGAAGAAGACACCGGUGAAUACAGCUGCAUUACGCCCCGAGGAGAAAUUAAUGGAAUUCGCAUUACUGUAAAAGAUGUGGAGUGUCCGCCGAUUCAAUCAGUAGAUCACAACCGUGUGAUGGCCGUUGAAGGAAACAAACUGCAUAGCAAAGCCCACUUUGCAUGCAUGGAAGGCUUCAAGUUGGUUGGUUCGAAGGACAUCACGUGCACAGCUUCAGGCAGAUGGUCAGAUGGUCCGCCUAGUUGUAAAAUCAUUCGGUGCCCACCUCUCACACCGGAUUCUCAGCACCUGAAACUCAGCACCCACAACCGGACGUACGGUGCCAGGGUCAACUUCUCCUGUCCAACCAGCUACCGACUUGUAGGGGCAUCUUCUCUUGAGUGCUUGAAGAAUGAAUCCUGGUCAAGUGAUCCACCAAUAUGUGAAGCUAUAGCAUGCCAACCUCCAAUUCCACCUCCUAAUGGCCGGAUAUUUGACACAGGGCGCUACCUGACGAGAGACACAGUAACGUUUGUUUGUCACACAGGGUUUAUUCUGAAAGGUGAACCUGUAUUGGUUUGUAACGAUGAAGGAGAGUGGUCUCAACCAACUCCAAUCUGUAAGCCUGCCUGUGAAUUCCCGGGUGAACCAGCAAACGGACAUAUAAUCCCAACUAAAUUCCAUUAUGACAUCGAUGAAUUUGUUGUAGUGUCAUGCAACAAAGGAUACCGUCGACUGGGAUCCAAACAGUUGCGCUGCACUCUCUCUGGACACUGGUCAAGUCCUUUGCCUCAUUGUCGUCCUUACAGUAGAUAAACAAGAUGGUUUUCUGCCCCCUACUGGUUGUUUGAAGAAUUACCUAUAUGUUUCUUCCAUAGGGAAGUGGGUCCAGUUAGCUACGGUCAAAUGAACUUGUGAUAAAAUUUUGACCCGAUCUAUAUAUAAACCGUUAAUCAUCUUUUCUUUUACGGGGAAAAAAAAAGCGGAUGAAUUGGCUGAAAAAUACGACAUUUAAUAAAAUGUUUUAUACCGAAGCGAAUUAAUCUCGUUGAUGUAAGAACGUAUUACACUCGAGCUUUUGAAUAUCUUUAUGGAUUAGGCUUACUAAUAUUGUCUUAUUUUCUAAUCUAAUAGAUCUUUUUCGAUUCUGUCGUAUAUAAUUAUCAAGUUGUGUUUCCUUUAUCAUUUGCAAAUGCAGGAAGUUUUGUUAUAUAAAGUACUAAGCAUAUUAUCCUCCGUAUCACUUUUUUUAUAUAAUAAAGUGUUUAUCGAUGGCAUCUUUGUGUAAAGUUCAGUCUGCCCCUGCUGUUGUAAAAAUAGUUUGAAGCCAAAAAUGAACAGUAUAACCUAGUUUGUGGGUACAAUAUAUUUUGUAUUUAUUUUAAAACUCAAUAAUUACUUCUAAGACGAUAUUAGUAUUCACGAUGAUUAACACUUAAGGGGAAGUUAUUUGCUCCUUAACCCUUAGGUGAUAUAUCGAACUUAGCACGAUAUUCUAUGUUAUAAACGACGUGUUUGUUAGAGAAACUUUUCAACAUUUACUUUUAGCUUGACCCUCUUAAAUAUUUAAAUUGUGUUUCUCAAGGAACAUCUACCACACUAAAACAUUUAGAAGACAAAUAGAAGUACUGGUGCCACUUAAUGCUCCAAACAUAACACAAAAUGCAGCUUUAAAUGGAUAACUAUAAAUUAACUUAUUAGCAUCGAAUUACACAACAUUUCACGUUAAAACACCUUUUAAAAUAUCAAAGACGACACGUUAUGUGAUGUAUUGAAAAUACAUCAAAUUUUAUUUCGAGUAAUUCUUGUGUUAUUUAUUAUGUUCCAAAUUAGAUGUUAUUUUCGUGAAUAUCUAACAACUACUUUCAAAAAUGGGUUUAGACAGUGGGUUGACAUGUGGACUGAGUUUCCUAUGAAUUUUUCCUGCCGUUUUUUUUUGGGGGGGGGGCUGUGUGUGAAAGAGUUUUGGUUUCGAGACGUCGUUUCGGGAUCAAUGCUGAAAAUUGACAGAACUCCAAUGAAACUCAGUCCAAAUGACUAAAAAACGUUUUUACUAUUCGUAAGUUCUUGUGCCAUACAAUUCAACCAUUUUUCAUAAUCGUACACAUAUAAAUUUAUUGAAUGCACCUUUAUGGUUGUAUUAUAUUGUAUUCAAACAUUCAUUUUACUUACAACACCCUAUUUCCACCAAAUUAUCAUUGCUUUGAAAAUAAUAUUAACAUUUUUUGGACGAAAUCAAAUCAUUUGUUGUUUUUGUAAUUUAAAAUGACCUAAAAAGAAAAAAAUGUAUUUGGAAGUUCACAUUUAAUAAAAAUUAAUUUGUAAAGUACUAUGUCAGAUGAUUAUCUUUAUAAUACAAAUAACUAAUAUUAUGUUUAAUGUGCAUUAUUGCCUUAUUUUUGAAGUUCCCAAUAGUGUUUUGUGCAUGUUUUGGUUUUAAAAAACAUCUGUUCUUUAAACUAAAGGAACAUAUAAACCCGUAUACUGUAUUUAUCAUAUCUUUGAAAAUAAAUUUUGUCCCAUGAAA
This is a messenger RNA of Limulus polyphemus (Atlantic horseshoe crab), 3220 nucleotides long. RefSeq names its product locomotion-related protein Hikaru genki-like. The record is from RefSeq and is a predicted model, not a curated record. Lineage: Eukaryota; Metazoa; Arthropoda; Merostomata; Xiphosura; Limulidae. The annotation marks the transcript as partial. The transcript is spliced from 8 exons.